This is a messenger RNA of Nannospalax galili (Upper Galilee mountains blind mole rat), 2225 nucleotides long. It is a transcript of the gene Efemp1, whose product is annotated as EGF containing fibulin extracellular matrix protein 1. The record is from RefSeq and is a predicted model, not a curated record. The transcript has 13 exons. NCBI's taxonomy places the organism in Eukaryota, Metazoa, Chordata, Mammalia, Rodentia, Spalacidae. Bases 24 to 1757 code for a protein of 577 amino acids. Gene Ontology annotation, molecular function: calcium ion binding.
GCUGUGCGCCGGGGAGAGGUGGGAUGACCCGAGGGCUGAGAAGCACCCCGAGAACGGUCCGGACUGUGCCUGCGGGCUCCAGAGGAGAGGGAGGUGGAGGUGUGCGGUCUCCGAAAGCGAUGUCAGCGUGGGGGACGACCGGGAUGGCAUCCGAGAAGUUGGGCACGAGUGUAUUUUUGCUGAUCUGGGCACGGAACUUCACUGACUGGAGGUACAGAAUAAAUACGUACACGCUGCGUUUCCUUGGUAUAUGUACGAAUGGAAUACAGGUCAAGAUGUUGCAAACCCUUUUCCUGACUAUGCUGACUCUGGCACUGGUUAAGUCACAGGAUACCGAAGAAACCAUCACUUACACGCAAUGUACUGAUGGAUACGAGUGGGACCCUGUGAGGCAGCAGUGCAAAGAUAUUGAUGAAUGUGACAUUGUCCCAGACGCUUGCAAAGGUGGAAUGAAAUGUGUCAACCACUACGGAGGAUACCUCUGCCUUCCUAAAACAGCCCAAAUUAUUGUCAAUAAUGAACAGCCUCAGCAGGAAACACCAGCUGCCGAAGCAUCGUCGGGUGCCACCACCGGAAGUGUAGCUGCCAGUAGCGUGGCAGCCAGUGGUGUGGUGCCUGGGGGUGGUUUUGUGGCCAGUGCUACUGCAGUGGCUGGCCCGGAAGUGCAGACUGGUCGAAAUAAUUUUGUCAUCCGGAGAAACCCAGCUGACCCUCAGCGCAUUCCCUCCAACCCUUCCCACCGGAUCCAGUGUGCAGCAGGCUACGAGCAGAGUGAGCAUAACGUGUGCCAAGACAUCGAUGAAUGCACUGCAGGGACCCACAACUGUAGAGCAGACCAAGUAUGCAUCAAUUUACGUGGUUCCUUCACGUGUCAGUGUCCUCCAGGGUAUCAGAAGCGAGGCGAGCAGUGUGUAGAUAUAGAUGAAUGCACUGUGCCUCCAUAUUGCCACCAAAGAUGUGUGAACACACCAGGUUCCUUUUACUGCCAGUGCAGUCCCGGGUUUCAGUUGGCAGCAAACAACUACACCUGUGUAGAUAUAAAUGAAUGUGAUGCCAGCAACCAGUGUGCUCAGCAAUGCUACAACAUUCUUGGCUCGUUCAUCUGUCAGUGUAAUCAAGGCUACGAGCUGAGCAGCGACAGGCUCAACUGUGAAGACAUUGAUGAAUGCAGAACUUCAAGCUACCUGUGUCAAUAUCAGUGUGUCAAUGAACCUGGGAAGUUCUCAUGUAUGUGUCCUCAGGGAUACCAAGUAGUAAGAAGCAGAACCUGUCAGGAUAUCAAUGAAUGUGAGACCACCAAUGAGUGCCGAGAAGAUGAGAUGUGUUGGAAUUAUCAUGGUGGCUUCCGUUGUUACCCACGAAACCCUUGUCAAGAUCCCUACAUUCUAACAUCAGAGAACCGAUGUGUUUGCCCAGUCUCAAAUGCUAUGUGCCGAGAACUGCCCCAGUCCAUAGUCUACAAAUACAUGAGCAUCCGAUCUGACAGGUCUGUGCCAUCAGACAUCUUCCAGAUACAAGCCACGACUAUUUAUGCCAACACCAUCAACACUUUUCGGAUUAAAUCUGGAAAUGAAAAUGGAGAGUUCUACCUAAGACAAACAAGUCCUGUGAGUGCAAUGCUUGUGCUUGUGAAGUCGCUAUCAGGACCAAGAGAAUACAUCGUGGACCUCGAGAUGCUGACUGUCAGCAGUAUAGGGACCUUCCGCACAAGCUCGGUGCUAAGGUUGACAAUAAUAGUGGGACCAUUUUCAUUUUAGCCUCUGAUAAGAGUCCACAGGCAUUUCAAUUGGCCAAAGAAUACUGUCACCUUAAAGCACCAUUUUAUUUAUAGAUAUAUUUAGUACAUCUACAUCUAUAUUCUGUACACUCACCCACAAUUCAAACAAUUACACUAUGGUAUAAAGUGGGCAUUUAAUCUGUAAAGAUUCAAAGUUUAUCUUUAUUACUGUGUGUAAAUUAGACAUUAAUCCACCAAAUGGCCUUUCUGAAGAGAGCUAUGCAUAUAUUAUCUGGUAAAAUGUGGAUUCUUUCCUGUAAAAAUGGGACCAAGCAAUGAUGCUGUUCUGUGGUGCGUAGAGAAACACACAGCUCCAAGACCAUCUCAGGAGUAAGCGGCUGUCUUAACAUUGAAUAUAUGCAAGAGAAAGAAUAAGGAUUUUUUAACUGCUUUGUAAGAAAAUGGAAAAAAGUCAAUAAAGAUAUAUUUCUUUAGAAAAUAGAAUCUA